Aspergillus puulaauensis is the source of this 1350-nucleotide messenger RNA. Its product is annotated as proline iminopeptidase. Gene Ontology annotation, molecular function: peptidase activity. Bases 1 to 1350 code for a protein of 449 amino acids. NCBI's taxonomy places the organism in Eukaryota, Fungi, Ascomycota, Eurotiomycetes, Eurotiales, Aspergillaceae. The transcript is spliced from 9 exons. The record is from RefSeq and is a predicted model, not a curated record. Gene Ontology annotation, biological process: proteolysis.
AUGGCCGCGAAACUUAUUGACCGACGACUGCAUAAUAUUCCAGGGAAGUUCAGGGUCGCAGAGCUGUUUUUUGAGGUUCCUCUCAACUACAGCCGACCAGGAGAUGGAACUCUGCGAUUGUUUGCCCGCAGUGUACGCCGUCUUGUGAAGCCAGUUGAGGCUGGAAAAGAUGACAAGAACCCUCCCACUCCCUGGCUUGUCUAUUUGCAGGGCGGCCCGGGAAUGGGUUGUCGCCCCCCGCAAGAGUAUGGCUGGGUUGGAACUGCAUUAGACAAAGGAUACCAGGUAUUGUUCCUCGAUCAACGUGGAACUGGCCUUAGUUCAACGAUCACAGCAGGCACUCUGGCCCUGCAAGGUAAUGCCAUCAAGCAGGCCGAAUAUCUGAAGCAAUUCCGGGCAGACAGUAUUGUAAGAGAUUGUGAAGCCGUGCGGAGAUGUCUCACCACAGACUAUCCUGAGGAAAAGCGGAAAUGGAGCGUUAUUGGCCAGAGCUUCGGCGGUUUCUGUGCUGUAACCUAUCUCUCCAUGUUUCCAGAAGGUUUGGCAGAGGCUUUCAUCUGCGGUGGACUGCCGCCCCUUGUCAACGGACCAGACCCUGUUUACUCCCGUACAUAUGAAAAAGUAAUUGAGAGGAACAAAGCAUACUAUGCUAAAUUCCCCGAAGACGUGGACCGAGUCAAGAAAAUCGUCGACUACUUGAAGCAAAACAAUGUCAGCAUACCAUCCGGGACGCUCACCCCUCAACGAAUCCAGCAGUUGGGUAUCAUGUUUGGCAUGCACGGUGGGCUUGAUAGCGUUCAUGAUCUGAUACUGCGCGCCGCGAACGAUUUGGAAGUUUUUGGAUUCCUCACCCAGCCUACUCUAGUGGCUCUCGAUAGUUUUGGCGGCUUCGACAGCAAUGUCAUUUAUGCUAUCCUCCACGAGUCCAUUUACUGCCAAGGAGAAGCCUCGAACUGGUCCGCAGAUAGGCUAAGGUCCUCGAACCCUGUCUUUAACACAGACACCAACGCUCCGGAAUUCUUCUUCACUGGAGAGAUGAUCUAUAAGGACAUGUUCGACUCCUAUGCUGAGCUUAGGCAAAUCAAAGAAGCAGCGCAUAUCGUCGCCACCACGACCGACUGGCCAGGACUUUACGAUGAAGCUCAGCUAGCGAAAAACGAGGUUCCUGUGUAUGCGGCAACAUACGUAGACGAUAUGUAUGUGCACUUCGAGCACGCAUCGAAUACAGCCGCGAAGAUCAAGGGAACUAAGCAGUUCAUCACGAAUGUGAUGUACCAUAACGCGAUCCGCAGCAAGUCGGAUGAGCUGUUCCAGCAGCUUUUUGCUCUAAGAGAUGAUACACUAGAUUAG